AUGUCUGGCGCAAACACCGUCCACGUUAAGAACAUCUCGGCCCAGACCGAUGAUGAGGAGGUCAAGCGAUUCUUCAGCUUCUGUGGCAAGAUCACCGACGUCCAGGUCACCACCGAGGGCGAGACCAAGAGCGCCACGGUCACCUUUGAGAAGGAGACGGCUGCCAAGACGGCUCUGCUGCUGAACAACACCAAACUCGCCCCCAACAACAUCACCGUCACCGGCGCCGGCGGCUCCGACGAGGAGGCUGCCCACCACGCCACGACCAACGCCGAGCGCGACUCGGACGAGAUCACGCAGGAGGAGAAGCCGCGCACCCGCAUCCUUGCCGAGUACCUCGCGCACGGCUACGUCAUCGGCGACGCUGCCCUGCAGCGCGCCAUCGAGCUCGACCACUCGCGCGGCGUCUCGGCGCGCUUCCUCGACACGCUCAACAAGCUCGACCAAAAGUACCACGCCUCGGACCGCGCCAAGACGGCCGACCAGAGCUACGGCAUCACCCAGCGCGCCAACACCCUUCUGACCGGCAUCGGCUCGUACUUUGAGAAGGCGUCCAACACGCCCACGGGCAAGCGCAUCGUCAAGUUCUACUCGGACGCCGAGCGCCAGGUGCAGGACAUCCACGCCGAGGCCCGCCGCCUCGCCGACCUCAAAAAGGAGGAGCAUGGUGGCAGCGCGUACAAGGCCGCUGGCCUGGAGAAGGUGUUUGGCAAGGAGAAGGAGAAGCCCCAGGGCGAGGGCAGCGCUGCCCAAGCUGCAGCUCCCGACACCGCUGCGCCGGCUUCCAGCGAGAAGGCAUGA
Molecule: messenger RNA, 801 nt
Organism: Thyridium curvatum
Lineage: Eukaryota; Fungi; Ascomycota; Sordariomycetes; Thyridiales; Thyridiaceae
Exons: 3
Coding region: 1-801 (266 amino acids)
Molecular function (GO): RNA binding
Source: RefSeq, a predicted model, not a curated record